AUGAAUUUUAUCCUCUUCUGGGCUCUCUUGAACCUGCCUGUUGCUCUGGCUUUUGAUCCAGAUUACCGAAAUGGCAUGACUCCCCCAUACCUGGUCUACUUGAAAUCUGAUUACUUGCCCUGCGUUGGAGCUCUGAUCCACCCCCUUUGGGUGAUCACAGCUGCACACUGCAACUUACCAAAGCUUCAGGUGAUGUUAGGGGUUACAAAUCCAUCAAACAACAAUGAAAAGGAUAUACAAGUAGUUGGCUAUGAGAAGAUGAUCCCUCAUCCGUACUUCUCAAUCACCUCUAUUGAGCAUGACCUCAUGUUAAUCAAGCUGAGAGAAAGUGUUGAACUCAAUGACUAUGUGAAAUUGGUCGACCUGCCCGAAGAACGCGUCCGUGAAGAAACCAUGUGCAUGGUCUCCACGUGGGCCUACAACCUAUGUGAUGACUACAAGGAACCCGACUCCCUGCAGAAUGUGAACAUCUCCAUAAUCUACAGGAGUGAGUGCCUCGAGGCCUAUAAAACCUACAGGAUCCAGGAAAGUAUGCUGUGCCUGGGCAUUGUGCCAGGAAGGAGGCUGCCCUGCAAGGAAGUCACAGCUGCCCCAGCAGUCUGCAAUGGGGUACUUCAAGGAAUAUUGACUUUUACAGAUGGAUGUGUUUUGAGAGCUGAUGUUGGCAUCUAUACCAGAAUCUUUAAAUACUUGUCCUGGAUUAGACAUACAAUGGAAAGCUACUGAGCUGCCAUGGCAGGAAGUCUAGAUCACGUGACACAAUUGGUCCCUAUGUCCAGACUCACAAUCAAGCCUAAAUAGAUGCCCUCGGUUGCACUGGACAUGCCUGUCUCACUUCUGCCCGACAGAGUCGGUGAUUUGUAC
Ailuropoda melanoleuca (giant panda) is the source of this 864-nucleotide messenger RNA. RefSeq names its product serine protease 58. Gene Ontology annotation, cellular component: secretory granule. Lineage: Eukaryota; Metazoa; Chordata; Mammalia; Carnivora; Ursidae. Gene Ontology annotation, biological process: proteolysis. Gene Ontology annotation, molecular function: serine-type endopeptidase activity. The transcript has 5 exons. The coding region runs from base 1 to 726 and encodes 241 amino acids. The record is from RefSeq and is a predicted model, not a curated record.